AUGAGUGAAAAAUUAUUAUCGCAUUCAGGAGAUUCCAUUCGGAAACGUAUCGCAAACUUUCCACAAAUUUAUCCGGAUUUCAUACCAACUCCAAUAUGGGGUCGACGUAACGCUUUAAGGGAAGAAUUAGAGCGAGCUGAUAUGAUAGAAAGGCGAAUGCAACUUGAUAUACCCGAAUUUUAUGUUGGUUCGAUCGUGGCAGUUACAUUGUCUGAUCCUAAUACUAUCGAUAGAAAGAAUAGAUUUCUUGGAAUUUGCAUACGACGAGAACGUGAAGGGCUUAAACAUCAGUUUACUUUGCGCAAUGUUAUUGAUGGUUUAGGAGUGGAAAUUAUGUAUGAAAUGUAUAAUCCCACUAUUUUAAAAAUAGAAACGAUUCGUUUGGAAAAACGUCUUGAUGAUGAUCUCUCUUAUUUGAUUGAUGCUUUACCUGAGUACAGUCGUUUUGAUAUUCAUAUGGAACCAGUUGCUCAUACAAUUGGUAAACCAGUACCGAUUAAUGAGACCAAGGUACAAAUGCGAAAUCCACCUUGGUCACGACGAUGGGAAUUGUAUGAUUAUAAAGGAAUCGAUUUUUGUUGGCCUUUAGUGAAUCCGUUUUUUAAGCGAAAAUUUUAUCAGAAAACGAAGGUCACUGAUUACAGAAAAUAUGAUCUUAUCGCAGAUAAACGAGAAGCAGGAAGCGACCUUGAGACUGAAUGGCUGAUCGAGGACGAAAUGCGUGAAUACGAUAGGCAAAGGCAUAAACGAGGUGAUACGAAAAAACGAUUAUUGUAUUCGGCAGCAGAUGCUUCAAUCGUUCAUUAA
Messenger RNA from Dracunculus medinensis (Guinea worm), 807 nucleotides. NCBI's taxonomy places the organism in Eukaryota, Metazoa, Nematoda, Chromadorea, Rhabditida, Dracunculidae. The record is from the annotation of a GenBank genome assembly.